AUGCCCCGCGGCGCCGAGUUCGACAACGGAGUCCCUCAGAGCGACAACGCUAUUGAGGCGGGUGUGACGAAGGCUCAUGGCACUGACAACAAGGACGCCGAGCUAAACCGCGUCCACAAGGUCGCUCCCAUGCCCGAGGAAACCGGUUCGAAUCGCGAAGUCUUCCCUGGCCAGGCCAGCGCUGGUCCCACAAAGUCUGGUAGUGGCAAGGGCGGACAUGAGCCCAAGACUCUCGGCGAGAACAAGGGUGUCGGUGCCCAGGGUGUUUAG
This is a messenger RNA of Penicillium lagena, 270 nucleotides long. RefSeq lists its product as uncharacterized. Bases 1 to 270 code for a protein of 89 amino acids. The transcript is spliced from 2 exons. Lineage: Eukaryota; Fungi; Ascomycota; Eurotiomycetes; Eurotiales; Aspergillaceae. The record is from RefSeq and is a predicted model, not a curated record.